AUGCUGAGAUAUGAGACUCCUUUGAUGCUGGCGGUAACCAUGGGGCAUAAGCAAUGUGCAUACGAACUUCUUAAACGAGGAGCCGACGCGGACUCUCAGAAUAGAGGUAUGUGGUCUGUAAGUCAUGAAGCAAUAUCAUUUGGCGAUCGAGAAUUGGUUAAGAAUGUGAUAAUGUAUCGGGAUCAUCAACGAGGUCUGAAGGGAACGCAAAGUAUGAAAGAAUGCCUGAAAAGGUUAGAGAACUCUGCUGAUUUCUAUUGCGAAAUGAGAUGGGAAUUCUCUAGCUGGGUUCCGUUUAUCAGUCGAAUGUGUCCAUCUGAUACGUACAAGAUCUUCAAGCAAGGUUCAAAAGUGCGGAUAGAUACCACUUUAGUCGGAUUUGAAUCCACCAGUUGGAAAAGAGGCAAUCAGUCGUAUAUUUUCCAACUCGACAAGAAUGAUUCUCCUGAAUUUGUCAUUAUUGAUCAUGAAGCAAGAACGGCGAUAUUCCCGAAACUUCGGCCAUUGUUUUCUAUGUUAUGUGCUGUCGUGUUCAGAAUGACGUCACCUAUAUCUACAACGUUUAUUGAUGUUGAUAAAAUUGGAUUCGAACGUUCGUGCCGAAGCGGACUACUUAAAUGGAUAAGUAGCGCAGAAAAAACGGAGAUGGUAGAUGAGUACGAGUGCAAGGUAAUGACACUUGUCGGAAGAAGAUUCAGCAAUGAUACAUCGAAUUUCCUCACAAAUCUUCUGAGCACUAUCAGAUCGGAAGUAUGUGAGGAGUCAACGAAUGAAAAUCUUCUUGAUACGGGGCUAACGGUGGACGAGUACUUGGAUGAAAGUUUUCCUCUUAAUGGUGACAUUGGGCGACCAAAACAAGUUUCUAAAAAGUCUAAUAGUUUCAAGGCCACUCUUUGGUUGGCUAAAGAUCAUCCACUUUCGUUCCAAGAACAAGUUAUGCCAAUAGUGGAUUUGAUGGCUGCAAACAGUGCUCAUUUCGCACGUUUGCAUAACUUCAUUCGAAUGCAGCUUCCUGCCGGUUUCCCAGUAAGGAUCGAGAUUCCUCUGUUCCAUGUGGUCAGCGCAAAAAUCACGGUGGGUCGUGUAAAUGAACCUGGUCCAUUUGUUACACCUCUAGAAACUGCGGUGAGGAAUAAUUUUCCCCUAUCACUUUUCACUGUCCACAUUCUUUGA
This is a messenger RNA of Angiostrongylus costaricensis, 1173 nucleotides long. The record is from the annotation of a GenBank genome assembly. Lineage: Eukaryota; Metazoa; Nematoda; Chromadorea; Rhabditida; Metastrongylidae.